Gossypium raimondii (Peruvian cotton) is the source of this 2708-nucleotide messenger RNA. RefSeq names its product protein ACTIVITY OF BC1 COMPLEX KINASE 7, chloroplastic. The transcript is spliced from 18 exons. Gene Ontology annotation, biological process: regulation of response to reactive oxygen species. Lineage: Eukaryota; Viridiplantae; Streptophyta; Magnoliopsida; Malvales; Malvaceae. The record is from RefSeq and is a predicted model, not a curated record. The coding region runs from base 327 to 2453 and encodes 708 amino acids.
UUGUCUUUGAACGGACAGCCUCAGAAACCAGAAAAAUAAGGGCAAAAUUUUCUUUAAAAAAAAGUCCAAAAAGAUCUGCCUUCAGAUUCCUUGAAUUUGGUAAACGAAGGAAAGACACGUAAACACUCUACUAAUCCCAUUCAAUUCAACCAGCAACUGUUGCUUGCUUGUUUCUCCUUCUCUCGUUUUCCACUAAGGGACUGCCUUUCUCUUUCAAUCGUUGCAUUCCUUAACAAGAAACAAGAAACGCCUUAGAACCCAAUAAAUAUCAUUGCUCCUUAUUCAAGAAUUCGUAGCCAUCUUCUUUACUGGUGUUUUCUGCUGAUAUGACAGUAAUACUGGCUUCACACAGUUGUUAUUCCUGCAAUUAUGAAAUGAUGAAUCAAGGAAGAGCAGUGGGUACUCUCAGUUUCUCGGGAUCUAUUUCAAAUAAUUUUGUGAAUCUCGAGAGGCAAAUAUAUUGUCUGCCUAUGACAGGUAAGUCAUUCAGGUUUCAAGUUGAAAUGCAACAAACUGAACCAACCCCAAAAGUAGGAAUCAAUGGCCGAGCUGUUAAAAUGGUGCCUGCGAGUGAAGUAGUGAAAAGACAGGCUCCUGCCACUAGGAAAGUGGAGCAGGUAAAUGGUGUAAAGCAGGUUAUAAAUGGAAAUGGUGCUAGCAUAGUUAGGAGAAAAAACAGUCCAUCCCUUGUAAAGAUGCCUAUAUCGAGAGUGUCUAAAGACCUUCCACCAUUAGAGGAGUUAAAGAUUCUGCCUUCAGAUGAAAAUUUCAGUUGGGCCAAUGAGAAUUACAGUUCCUUGCAAAGGAGUAUAGAUGUUUGGUCUUUUGUUAUUUCUUUACGUGUACGAGUUCUAUUGGACAAUGCCAAAUGGGCAUAUGCAGGGGGCUUCACUGAGGAUAAGCAGAAAAAGAGGAGAAGAACAACUGCCUCAUGGCUAAGAGAGCGUGUAUUGCAACUCGGUCCCACUUUUAUUAAGCUUGGACAGUUAUCAUCGACAAGAUCAGAUUUAUUUCCGCGUGAGUUUGUCGAUGAGCUUGCCAAAUUGCAGGAUAAAGUCCCUGCAUUCUCUCCAAAGAAAGCAAGGGGCUUCAUUGAGAAGGAACUGGGAGCUCCUAUUCAUGUACUGUUUAAGGAAUUUGAGGACCAGCCAAUUGCUGCAGCUAGCCUUGGUCAGGUACAUCGGGCUGUUCUGCAUAAUGGGGAGAAAGUUGUUGUCAAGGUUCAAAGGCCUGGUCUUAAGAAGCUUUUCGACAUCGAUUUACGAAAUCUAAAGCUAAUUGCUGAGUAUUUUCAAAAUAGUGAAACUCUUGGUGGUCCAUCAAGAGAUUGGGUUGGUAUAUAUGAGGAAUGCUCGACGAUUUUGUAUCAAGAAAUUGAUUAUAUAAAUGAAGGGAAAAAUGCUGAUAGGUUUCGUCGAGAUUUUCGAAAUAUAAAGUGGGUCCGCGUACCUAUGGUGUUUUGGGAUUACACUGCUACAAAGGUGUUGACGUUGGAGUAUGUACCAGGCAUUAAAAUCAAUCAAUUAGAUGCAUUAGAUGCUCGAGGAUAUAAUCGUUCUCGAAUUUCAUCACAUGCCAUUGAAGCAUACUUGAUUCAGAUACUGAGAACUGGUUUCUUUCAUGCUGAUCCGCAUCCUGGAAAUCUUGCUAUUGAUGUAGAUGAAUCAAUCAUCUAUUAUGAUUUUGGCAUGAUGGGGGAGAUUAAAUCUUUCACUCGUGAGAGAUUGCUAGAACUUUUCUAUGCAGUGUAUGAGAAAGAUGCGAAAAAGGUUAUGCAGAGCCUCAUAGAUCUUGGAGCUCUUCAACCCACAGGAGAUUUGUCCUCGGUGAGGAGAUCCGUGCAAUUCUUCUUGGACAAUUUAUUGGACCAGAGGCCAGAUCAGGACACUACUUUAGCUGCAAUAGGAGAGGAUUUGUUUGCAAUAGCUCAGGAUCAACCAUUCCGGUUCCCAUCCACAUUUACCUUUGUUUUGAGAGCAUUUUCCACACUCGAAGGUAUUGGCUACAUACUUGAUCCUAAUUUCUCCUUUGCAAAGAUUGCUGCACCUUAUGCACAGGAGCUUUUAGAUAUUAGACAAAGGCAGCGAACAGGGAGCCAACUAGUGCAAGAGAUAAGGAAACAAGCUGAUGAUGCCAGGUCCUACACCAUGUCUAUGCCCUACAGAGUUCAGCGAAUAGAGGAAAUCCUUAAACAACUUGAAUCAGGAGAUUUGAGACUCCGAGUCCGGGUGCUAGAGUCUGAGAGAGCUGCACGGAAGGCAACAAUUCUGCAAAUGGCAACCAUGUACACAGUACUAGGAGGGACCCUGGUAAACCUAGGUGUCACCUUCAGCAGUCAGGGAAGCCAAAUUAUUGCAAACGGAUCAUUCGUUGGAGCAGGAGUUUUCUUGACACUUUUUCUUAGGUCAAUGCAAAGGGUGAAGAAGCUUGAUAAAUUCGAGAAGAUGAUAUGAUGUUAAAACUCACAAGGCAAAGGAUUUAUUUCAUGUAUAUGCUCAUUGAUCAGUCAGUUAACUGCCUUAUUCGCAUCAAAUUAAAUUUAUAUGUAAUUUUUUUCCCUCAUAUUUGAGGAUGUUCCAUUUGACUUUCAUAUUAAGCACCCGAAGAAGAAAAAAAGACGAGGGAAAUGCCUCCCUGCUGGGAAAUAUAUAGAUAUGUAAUAAAAGAUGCUUUCAACAGUAGAAAAGGAAAAUUCCAGUUCAGCAACA